AUGCCCUCCAUCCUGAGUGAUGCCGACAAGGAAACGGUGAAGCGAAAUGUCCCCAAACCCGCCAACAAGAUCUUUGCCGUAGCUGUCGCACGACUCUACGUUGCCUAUCCAGACCCCGGACGAUGGACCUACACCGGCAUACAAGGCGCCGCCGUCAUUUGCAAUGAUCUCGUCGGCCGAACAUGCUGGCUGAAGAUUGUCGAUGUCUCGCCCGCCGGAAGAGGUGUGAUUUGGGACCAAGAACUCUACGACAACUUCGCCUAUAACCAGGAUCGAACCUUUUUCCAUACCUUCGAACUCGAAGACUGCGCCGCUGGUCUCUCUUUCGCCGACGAGAAGGAAGCGAAAACUUUCAUCAAGAAGGUGCACGAACGGGAGAAGACUGUCAGCAAAGAGACUAAGCAGACUCCCUUUGCUUCUUCUCGCGGCCAGGGACCUGCGCCGGUUUCCAAUGCCGCCCAUGCAGAUUUGCCGUUUGAUCCAAGAGACCCGGAGUGGAAGCCAUUGAUGGAUGAACUGCAUAGUAUGGGUAUAACGGAGGACCAAAUCGCAGAGAACUCCGAUUUCAUCAUGGGCUAUAUACAGCAGAAGCAAAGCGCAAGCGAACCUGCUCCUCCCGCUGACGAUCAACCGAAACCCCGCGCUCCUCCGCCACCACCUCCCGGUGUACCCAAAGUGAAUACAAUUAGCCCCCAGGGCACUGGGACAAACUCAGGCAGCCGACGCGGCCCACCACCACCACCCCCGUCCCGCAAAGCUCGUACAGAUCCGACCGAAGAAGCUAUAUCCCCGCCCCCUCGUGAACCUUCGCCCCCGGCGCCGCCAGCGCAACCAGUUCGAAGAUUCAAUGCACCACCUCCGCUUGCUGAUGCAGGAAAAUACGCCGAGCCCGCGGGUCCUGUCCCGCCGAGGCGGCCUCGAGCAACGUCAAACGUAACCCCAGGUGCAGCCCCCGGCCCCCCACCACCACCACGGCCACCAAAGGAGGCCAUGGAUGGCACCCAGCCUCGAUUUGGAGUAGCUCCGCCAUUCACGGGAGAUCGCAAGGUUUCCGCUCCGCCCGCGCCUCCGAGCCGCAGCCCAGUUCCUCCCGGUCCUCCACCUCCACCUCCUCGCGCUGUGAGCCCAGCAGCUCCACCUCAGCUACCUCCCAAAGUUCCCAAUGCAUCUACUCCUUCCGGUCCUCCACCACCCCCGCCUGCUAGAGGACCGAUAUCACCCCCUCCGCCCGCUCCUCGGCAUGUGCCAUCAACACCUGCCGCGCCCCCCACCACCGCCGCCAAGAGCUCCUAUAUCACCAACAACGGAUCACGAGCCUCAGGUGGUCAAGGCGGAGGCGGACUCAAGAAAGUCAAGGACUCGGAGAAGAAAGACCGAAGCGCCGCAGCCGUCCCAGGAAGUGCAGCCGAAUCAUCUGCUGCAGCAUCUGGCGGUGGAGGUGCUCAACAAGGUGGCCUGGCUGGCGCCUUGCAGGAUGCACUGAGCAAGAGAAAGCAGCGGGUUAGCGGAAGUGAUGACGAAAAGGAUGAUGACGACGACUGGUGA
Messenger RNA from Penicillium cosmopolitanum, 1545 nucleotides. RefSeq names its product WASP family protein. The coding region runs from base 1 to 1545 and encodes 514 amino acids. NCBI's taxonomy places the organism in Eukaryota, Fungi, Ascomycota, Eurotiomycetes, Eurotiales, Aspergillaceae. The transcript is spliced from 5 exons. The record is from RefSeq and is a predicted model, not a curated record.